Arvicanthis niloticus (Nile rat) is the source of this 465-nucleotide messenger RNA. The record is from RefSeq and is a predicted model, not a curated record. NCBI's taxonomy places the organism in Eukaryota, Metazoa, Chordata, Mammalia, Rodentia, Muridae.
AUGGCCACUACUAUCACCUUUAAGGGUACAGACCCCAAUAGCAGGAACAGUUUUCAAGUUUUGCAGCCUCCAAAUGGUGAGUCCAAUUUUUUAUUAGGCUUUGAUGAACCAAGAGAACAGGCUGUGGGGAAGAAUAAAUGGCCUCUAACAUCUCUGAGACAUUUGAAGAAAGUCCCCCCAUCUUGGGCCAUGUCAGCAGGUACCAGGCCUACUAGAGAAGGGGAAGGUUUGGAGUUGCCUGGAACUCAGAGAACUAACUCCUCUGAAGCAAGCUCUGGAGACAUCUCAGACCUCAUGGUAGUCGGUGAAAUGCAUGAAAAUGUGGACACAGACUUCCAAGGUAACCUGGAGCAGAUGGAAGAGAAGCUUGUGCCCACUGCUUCUUUGCCCAGCCUAGUGGUCCUGGCUCCAGUGCCAUCCAGGAGAAACCCUUCUGGUGGCAUGUCCAGUCUGGCCUUGAGUUAG